GGGCCGCGUCCGCCGGGCGGCUCCCCACCCCGCCCCCGCGGCUCUGGGUGACGCUUCUCCAAUAACAGCUCGCGGGGAGCGCCACUCCGGGCACAGCCGGCGCCCUCCGUGCCAGCGCAGCCGCCCGCCUCGCCGCCACCAUGCGGGCCGAGGGCGACGGCGGCCUGGAGCGCUUCUGCAGCCCCGGCAAGGGCCGGGGGCUGCGGGCCCUGCAGCCCUUCCAGGUGGGGGACCUGCUCUUCUCCUGCCCGGCCUACGCCUACGUGCUCACGGUCAGCGAGCGCGGCAACCACUGCGAGCACUGCUUCGCCAGGAAAGAAGGAUUGUCCAAAUGUGGAAGAUGCAAGCAGGCAUUUUACUGCAAUGUGGAGUGUCAGAAAGAAGAUUGGCCCAUGCACAAGCUGGAAUGUUCUCCCAUGGUUGUUUUUGGGGAGAACUGGAAUCCCUCAGAGACCGUAAGGCUAACUGCAAGGAUUCUGGCCAAACAGAAAAUCCAUGCCGAGAGAACACCUUCCGAGAAACUGUUAGCUGUGAAGGAGUUUGAAUCACAUCUGGAGAAAUUAGACAAUGAGAAGAAGGAUUUGAUUCAGAGUGACAUUGCCGCUCUCCAUCACUUUUACUCCAAGCACCUUGAAUUCCCUGACAAUGAUAGCCUGGUAGUACUCUUUGCUCAGGUUAACUGUAAUGGCUUCACAAUCGAAGACGAAGAACUUUCUCAUUUGGGAUCAGCCAUAUUUCCCGAUGUUGCACUGAUGAAUCAUAGUUGUUGCCCCAAUGUCAUUGUGACCUACAAGGGGACCCUGGCAGAAGUAAGAGCUGUACAGGAAAUCAACCCAGGAGAGGAGGUUUUUACCAGCUACAUUGAUCUCCUGUACCCAACAGAAGAUAGGAAUGACCGCUUACGAGACUCUUACUUCUUCACCUGCGAGUGCCAGGAGUGCACCACCAGGGACAAGGAUAAGGCCAAGGUGGAAAUCCGGAAGCUCACUGAUCCCCCUAAGGCAGAAGCCAUCCGUGACAUGGUCAGAUAUGCGCGCAAUGUCAUCGAGGAGUUCCGGAGGGCCAAGCACUACAAAUCCCCUAGUGAGCUGCUGGAGAUCUGCGAGCUCAGCCAGGAGAAGAUGAGCUCGGUGUUCGAGGACAGUAACGUGUACAUGCUGCACAUGAUGUACCAGGCCAUGGGCGUCUGCCUGUACAUGCAGGACUGGGAAGGAGCCCUGAGAUACGGACAGAAAAUCAUUAAGCCCUACAGUAAGCAUUAUCCUUUGUACUCCCUCAACGUGGCCUCCAUGUGGUUGAAGCUAGGAAGACUGUACAUGGGCCUGGAAAACAAAGCUGCUGGAGAGAAAGCCCUGAAGAAAGCCAUUGCCAUCAUGGAAGUAGCUCAUGGCAAAGACCACCCCUACAUUUCUGAGAUCAAACAGGAAAUCGAGAGCCACUGAAACUAUGCCAACGUGUUAGUUUUUAUUUAAAUACUAGCGCAGAAACCUCCAAGGAUUUGAAUAUUUCAAAUCGUACACAUCACUCCAGCACUUCCAUAAAAUCAUUGGAAUGAAAAUACUACUUGCACUUAAACCUUACACAUGGCUUACUUGGAAGUUGGUCUUAAUCUUUAACCUUAAAUUAAUUUUUGGAUGCUUUUUUUUUUCUAAGAGAGAAUGGCAUGGUUUCAUAUAUUAUUAUAUACUUUAGACAGAGUUUAAAAAAUUCAAUUAUUUUUCCCUUCAUGCCUAUUAUAAUGUUCUGAACAACCUCAGUGGUGAAAGAGAAUAAAAAAAGAUUAUAGUACUUAAA
This is a messenger RNA of Equus caballus (horse), 1794 nucleotides long. RefSeq names its product SET and MYND domain containing 2 (gene SMYD2). Gene Ontology annotation, molecular function: protein-lysine N-methyltransferase activity; histone methyltransferase activity; protein binding. The record is from RefSeq and is a predicted model, not a curated record. NCBI's taxonomy places the organism in Eukaryota, Metazoa, Chordata, Mammalia, Perissodactyla, Equidae. Gene Ontology annotation, cellular component: nucleus.